Molecule: messenger RNA, 777 nt
Organism: Exophiala spinifera
Lineage: Eukaryota; Fungi; Ascomycota; Eurotiomycetes; Chaetothyriales; Herpotrichiellaceae
Exons: 2
Coding region: 1-777 (258 amino acids)
Source: RefSeq, a predicted model, not a curated record
AUGUCCAGCCAAAACAGGCCGUCCUCCCCAGCUCCCCAACAUCGCCGACGAUCCUCCUUCAUUGACAUGUUCAACCCUCGUUCCAACACUACGAACACCGGACUCUCAUCCUCCCCACCUACCAACACAUCCUCGACUCCCAACACUAAUCACCACCGAAGAGGCACUUCCAUCACCGGGCUAGGCCUCACCACGAACCCCUCCGGCCAGACUCCCUUCUCAGCCUUUCAACGCCGAGCAAGCAUCGCGACCUCGUCGGUUUCAAGCUCUCCGGACUUCAAGAAUAGCUUUGGUGACGAACCCGCUGUCAUUGAAGAGGAUGAUACAACAACACAGGCAAUUGGACAACCUCCAUCUCCAUCCUUUGCUAGAAGAGUUAGCUUUGGAGCACAAGCGUUACGAGACGUGAGAAUGGGCUCAAGCCCUGGUUCUGCUGCUGGCGGUGGUAGGCGCCCCUCGUCUUCCCUUUUUACGCUGGUUGAGAAUUCAAAUUCCGAGAAUGCCACUCCUUCGCGACCAAGCUUGACGGGCACGGCCAAGACUACAGAAGGCUUCAACUGGUCAGAGGCUCUCCGUGAUAGGUCCAGACGCUCUCCGUCCUUCUCUUCCGGCAAUCCAUUCGCUCAGGGGGCCAGUCGACCGCGAUCGGGAAGCAUCUCCACUCCAGAACCGCCAAAGGAGAUCCCAAAGGCUGUCGAGCCCCCUGCUCCGGCUAGAAUGAAGAAGCCAGACCAUUUGGGUGAACGAAUGCUUCGUGGUGAUUUUAUGAUGGACUAG